Molecule: messenger RNA, 2719 nt
Organism: Trichophyton rubrum CBS 118892
Lineage: Eukaryota; Fungi; Ascomycota; Eurotiomycetes; Onygenales; Arthrodermataceae
Exons: 3
Coding region: 131-1459 (442 amino acids)
Biological process (GO): amino acid transmembrane transport
Cellular component (GO): membrane
Molecular function (GO): amino acid transmembrane transporter activity
Source: RefSeq, a predicted model, not a curated record
GCCUUUUCCCCUUUUCUUCUUGAAAAGCCCAAAAAGAGUUGCCCGUUGAUCGUCGAGCAGCUGCUGGUCACUUCUAAGCCAGGUUGGCCAUUGACAUCUAUUGACAUCUAUUGACAUCUACACAUCCAACAUGACCUCAGAAAAGGUGGAAGGCGUUCUCAUGGAGGAGUCAAGCCCGGGGGUGCAGCAAUAUACUUCCUCUGGCUCUGACAUGGCGUUGGAAGAGAAAGGGGAAGAGCUUGGUUUCUGGACUCGUUUGGGAUGUACACCGGAGUCAUUCAAGAGACGACGAUUGACUGGUGGGAAUCAACUCAACCAGACACUCAAGUCGCGACAUCUGCAUAUGAUCGCAAUCGGCGGAAGCAUAGGUGCAGGUCUAUUUGUCGGUUCAGGCUCUGCGCUGGCAAAGGGUGGUCCUGCGUCGCUGGUCCUCGACUUUGCGAUCAUCGGUGUGAUGAUGUUCAAUGUCGUGCAUGCGUUAGGCGAACUAGCCAUUCUCUUCCCGGUCUCUGGCGGAUUCUAUACCUACUCUGCCCGUUUCAUUUCCCCAGCGUGGGGAUUUGCGAUGGGCUGGAACUAUGUGUUUCAAUGGCUUGUGGUCCUACCGCUAGAACUAACCGUAACCUCCCUCACGAUAACGUACUGGAAAGUAGAUAUCAGUGUCGCGGUAUGGAUAACAGUUUUCUUGGUUGCCAUUGUGAUCAUCAAUAUCUUUGGAGUGCUCGGAUACGGCGAGGAGGAAUUCUGGGCCAGUGCGAUCAAACUCACCGCCAUUGUCAUCUUUAUGAUAACCGCUAUUGUACUGGCAUGUGGAGGCGGUCCAAAGGAUGGCCUCUACGGGCAGUACUGGGGUGCAAGGCUUUGGUAUGAUCCAGGGGCCUUCCGCAACGGUUUCAAGGGAUUUUGUUCCGUAUUUGUGACGGCUGCCUUUGCCUUCUUUGGCACGGAGCUAGUUGGACUGGCAGCAGCGGAAAGUAGAACGCCUCUCAAAUCCCUCCCAUCCGCCAUCAAGCAAGUCUUCUGGCGAAUCAUCCUCUUCUAUAUCCUGGGCCUCUUCUUCGUUGGCCUGUUGGUACGGAGCGACGAUAAACGGCUACUUGGCGCCAACACAUACUCGGAUUCUAAUGCCUCGCCAUUUGUAAUUGCUGCUAAGGAUGCAGGACUGUACGGCUUCGACAGUUUCAUUAACGUCAUCAUCCUUAUCUCGGUCCUCUCUAUUGGAAACUCUGCUGUGUAUGCCGGAUCUCGAACCUUGACAGCCAUCUCCGAGCACGGGUAUGCACCCCGUAUAUUCUCAUACGUCGACAAAGCGGGCAGGCCGCUUUUCUCCACCAUAUUGGUCAUUGUCUUUGGGGGGCUGGCGUACGUGAACGUUUCUGGGAAGGGACCAGUCAUAUUUGAUUGGUUGCAAGCUCUUUCUGGCUUGACUGCCCUGUUCACCUGGGGAAGCGUGAGUUGACUAACCUCAUCCGCCAUUCUAGUACUCUGAAUCAAUUUUUCUGUCUAAAAGAGCUGCUAGGCUGACUAGAGUAGAUAUGCUAUUCGCAUAUUCGCUUCCGAGCCGCAUGGGCACGUCAAGGCAGGUCUCUAGACGAGAUUCCCUUCAAGGCCUGUUUUGGAGUAUAUGGAUCGUGGGUUGGCCUCUUCAUCAUCUUUGUUGUCUUCAUUGCCCAGGUAUGUUAUGCUUUUCCUGUUCCUUUUUUUUUUUCUUUUGACUUCAUUAGUACGUAACUAUGUGGAUGGAAAUGGUCUGACCCCUGGCAAUAGUUCUACAUCGCAGUAUCCCCUCUCAAGGGUGAGGCAUCGGCCGAAGGCUUCUUCAAGGCCUACCUCGCUCUUCCCGUAGUGCUCUUCUUCUGGUUGUGUGGCUGGCUCUGGAAGCGACAGGGCUGGACAAAAAUCGAGGACAUCGACGUCGACACCGGCCGCCGUGAGAUUGACUGGGAGGAGCACAACCGUGAGAUAGACCGGAUCAAGCAGUCAUCUUUCCUGAAGCGAGUUGUGCAUCGAUUCUUCUAAGUUAACGGAUGACCAUACAUAUACAAAGGUAUGUAAGAAUACUAGAUAUACUUGAGAAUCUGAUCGUGUGUCUGCAGUGUAAUAUUUAAUCCAAUCAAAAUGUGUUCAAUAUUCAAGCAUCUGCAGUCUCGCAUAGCAAAUUCUUCAGCAGACAAUCAGCUUCGCAAGCCAUGAAAAAGCAAACAAGCCCAAACAAAAAAAGGGCCUCAAGCCAUAAUCUUGUUCGCCUCUGCUUCAGAAGCCUAACAAGAGGCCAAGCAAGGCCCCAUGGGGCGGCGUAAAGGGUGCAUCCAUCUCUCUUCCGCCUGAAGAUGGAGAUCCAGGGUCAGGCACUAAACAAGCCAUACAAAACAUACAACCACAGCGACAGCGACGACGUUGAACAUCUAGAUAUGCGUAGAAAAGAUGCCCUGGUUCGGCCGGGAGAGCAGCCCGUAUAGCUACAACUUAUCGUCCGAGAUGCACCGCGUCUAAACCCCCUGUUUAGCCAAAAGAAACGACGAGAUGGAGAUAUAUAUUCAACGUCGUCCGUCGCUCAUCGAGCAGUUAACGGUCACCACGCAGGACAUCGCGAUCGGUUGUCCACCAUCAUUCUCCAGCCCGCUAGGCAUGGCAGUGGAGAAGAGCCUUGCAUCAGACUAUCGCUUCCGUUCGUGUCCCACAGCAAGGUUGCAAGAUCGAACGGGACAACCAGAACGAC